Molecule: messenger RNA, 7556 nt
Organism: Myotis myotis
Lineage: Eukaryota; Metazoa; Chordata; Mammalia; Chiroptera; Vespertilionidae
Gene: ANKRD44
Product: ankyrin repeat domain 44
Exons: 29
Coding region: 441-3536 (1031 amino acids)
Cellular component (GO): cytoplasm
Molecular function (GO): protein binding
Source: RefSeq, a predicted model, not a curated record
CGGCCGGUACUUCCUGUGCGAAGGCGGGCGGGCGGACUCGGCCGCGGCCCCAUCGCCAGUGUCGGCCUCUCGGCGGCGGGGCGGCGGCGGAGGAGGAGCCGGGGAGGCUGUCAAAUUCGGGACCGGGUUGUGCCCGGCCCCCGGCGAUCCCUUCCGCUUCCCCGGCCCCGGCGCGCCAUCCGCGGGCCGGGACCUGCGCGCGGAGGGAAGAUGGCAGUGCUCAAACUCAGCGACCAGAAAGGGAUACUGAAACAAAAUAAGAAGACAGAUUUUGAAACACCAUGUAAAAGAAAGUGGAACAAUCACUAAUCAUCAGGAAAACGCAAGACAAAACCACAGUGGAUACCACUUCACACCCGUUAGCAUGGCUGUUCCCUGAGAAACAGAAAGCACCGCCACUGGUCCAGGCCAUCUUCAGCGGCGACCCGGAGGAGAUCCGCAUGCUCAUCCACAAGACGGAAGACGUGAAUGCUCUGGACUCGGAGAAGCGCACUCCGCUGCACGUGGCCGCGUUCCUGGGAGAUGCCGAGAUCAUCGAGCUCCUGAUUCUUUCAGGAGCUCGUGUGAAUGCCAAGGACAACAUGUGGCUGACCCCGCUGCACCGAGCCGUGGCCUCCAGGAGUGAGGAGGCAGUGCAAGUAUUGAUUAAGCACUCGGCUGAUGUCAACGCGAGGGACAAGAACUGGCAGACCCCGCUGCACGUCGCCGCCGCCAACAAGGCCGUGAGGUGUGCAGAAGUGAUCAUUCCCCUGCUGAGCAGCGUCAACGUCUCCGACCGCGGCGGCCGCACGGCCCUGCACCACGCCGCUCUCAACGGCCACGUGGAGAUGGUCAACCUACUCCUGGCCAAAGGGGCAAACAUCAACGCCUUUGACAAGAAGGACCGGCGGGCCCUGCACUGGGCAGCGUACAUGGGCCACCUGGACGUGGUGGCGCUGCUCAUGGACCACGGCGCCGAAGCGACCUGCAAGGACAAGAAGGGCUACACCCCCCUGCACGCCGCAGCCUCCAACGGACAGAUCAACGUUGUCAAACAUCUCCUCAACCUGGGGGUGGAGAUCGAUGAAAUCAACGUCUAUGGGAACACGGCGCUCCACCUGGCCUGCUACAACGGGCAGGACGCUGUAGUCAACGAGCUGACUGACUACGGUGCUAACGUGAACCAGCCCAACAACAGUGGCUUCACCCCUUUGCAUUUUGCUGCUGCCUCCACCCACGGUGCUUUGUGUCUUGAGCUAUUAGUCAACAACGGGGCGGAUGUUAACAUCCAGAGUAAAGAUGGCAAAAGCCCGCUGCACAUGACAGCUGUCCACGGCAGGUUCACACGCUCGCAGACCCUCAUUCAGAACGGAGGAGAAAUCGACUGCGUGGAUAAGGAUGGCAACACUCCUCUCCACGUGGCUGCGAGAUACGGCCACGAGCUUUUGAUUAACACCCUAAUCACCAGCGGAGCGGACACGGCCAAGUGUGGGAUCCAUAGUAUGUUCCCCUUACACUUAGCUGCCCUGAACGCUCACUCCGACUGCUGCCGGAAGCUCUUGUCAUCUGGCUUUGAAAUAGACACCCCAGAUAAAUUCGGAAGAACGUGCCUUCAUGCCGCUGCUGCAGGAGGUAACGUGGAAUGUAUAAGACUCUUGCAGAGCAGUGGAGCGGAUUUCCACAAAAAGGACAAGUGUGGGAGGACCCCUUUGCACUAUGCAGCUGCGAACUGCCACUUCCACUGCAUCGAGGUCUUAGUGACCACGGGGGCCAACGUGAACGAGACCGAUGACUGGGGCCGGACAGCUCUGCACUACGCCGCGGCUUCCGACAUGGACAGAAAUAAGACCACCCUAGGAAAUGCCCACGAAAACUCAGAGGAACUCGAAAGUGCCCGCGAGGCGAAGGAGAAAGAGGCUGCCCUAUGCCUCGAGUUUCUGCUUCAAAAUGACGCCAACCCAUCUCUCCGGGACAAGGAAGGCUACAAUAGCAUCCACUACGCGGCUGCCUACGGCCACAGGCAGUGUCUGGAAUUGCUUUUGGAAAGAACCAACGGUGGUUUUGAAGAAUCAGAUCCGGGUGCUACCAAGAGUCCACUCCACUUGGCUGCCUACAAUGGGCACCACCAGGCCCUGGAAGUGCUCCUGCAGUCCCUGGUGGACCUGGACAUCCGGGACGAGAAGGGCCGCACCGCUCUGGACCUGGCUGCCUUCAAGGGCCACACGGAAUGCGUGGAAGCGCUGAUCAACCAGGGCGCAUCCAUCUUCGUGAAAGACGAUGUCACCAAAAGGACCCCACUUCACGCCUCAGUGAUUAAUGGUCACACCCUGUGUUUGCGGCUGUUACUAGAAAUCGCAGACAACCCGGAAGUGGUUGACGUGAAAGAUGCCAAAGGACAAACCCCACUGAUGCUGGCAGUCGCAUAUGGACACAUUGAUGCUGUCUCAUUGUUACUUGAAAAGGAAGCAAAUGUAGAUGCUGUUGACAUCAUGGGGUGCACAGCUUUGCACAGAGGGAUCAUGUCAGGUCAUGAGGAAUGUGUGCAAAUGCUGCUGGAGGAAGAAGUAUCAAUUCUCUGCAAAGAUGCCAGAGGGAGGACCCCCUUGCACUACGCCGCGGCCCGCGGCCACGCCACGUGGCUGAGCGAGCUGCUGCAGAUGGCCCUGUCGGAGGAAGACUGCUCUUUCAAGGACAACCAGGGCUACACGCCGCUGCACUGGGCUUGCUACAAUGGCAAUGAAAACUGUAUAGAGGUACUUUUGGAGCAGAAAUGUUUUCGCGAAUUUAUCGGCAAUCCCUUUACUCCGCUGCACUGUGCAAUAAUAAAUGACCAUGAGAAUUGUGCGUCACUGCUGCUGGGGGCCAUCGAUUCCAGCAUUGUCAAUUGCAGGGACGACAAAGGCAGGACGCCGCUGCACGCCGCAGCCUUUGCGGACCACGUGGAGUGCCUGCAGCUGCUGCUGAGACACAGUGCCCAGGUGAACGCGGCCGACGACGCGGGCAAGACGGCGCUGAUGAUGGCCGCGGAGAACGGGCAGGCGGGCGCCGUGGACAUUCUGGUGAACAGCGCCCAGGCUGACCUGUCUGUGAAGGACAAGGAUUUGAACACACCCUUGCAUUUGGCGUGUAGUAAAGGUCAUGAAAAAUGUGCCUUGUUAAUACUUGACAAGAUACAAGACGAGAGCCUUAUUAAUGCCAAAAACAAUGCACUGCAGACGCCCCUGCACGUCGCUGCGCGCAAUGGCCUGAAGGCCGUGGUGGAGGAGCUGCUGGCCAAAGGGGCCUGCGUCCUCGCUGUCGAUGAGAACGGUCAUACCCCGGCCCUGGCUUGUGCUCCUAACAAAGACGUGGCUGACUGCCUGGCCCUCAUUUUGGCUACCAUGAUGCCUUUUUCUCCUUCCAGUACAAUGACGGCUGUCAACUUGGUUUGUUUUAAAAAAGACAAUUUGAACAGGACGACCCUCUCCAACCUGGGUAGCAUGGUUAGCCUGUGCAGUAACGACGUAGGCUCGGAGGAUGGGUGCAAUGAGAACGACUCUGAUUCGGAAACCUUUUGACCUUGGACUGUAGACGUUUUCCCUUGUUCGAACCUGUUGGAGGAAGGGGAAGAAGCUCGGAUUCCAGGUUUAGGUCGUGUUCCAGUGUUAUUAUGGGCCCGAGCUACCAGAAGCCGGUAGAGAAGGGAUUCAUUCAUCAGACUGAGGGAGGGCAGCUAGGCCAGAGGACCAAGCACUCACACGGAUGGGCCCUGCUUUUGAUCUGUCUCAUGCUUUCCUUAGCUCUAAGAGACUUCUGUGAAAGUCUACCUCUCAUUUUAAAGAAGGAAUAAAAAAAAAUGCAUUUAAUUCUUUUUCUUUGGGGAUAAUGCACUGAGAGGGAACUGUUGUCCCCUAUAAAGUAUGGUGUGUGUUUUUUUAUUUUAUCUGUUUUGUUCACAUACUCACUUGGCAGUGAGUUGUCAGAAGUGUAUCAUGCAUGUCCCCAGGGGGAAGGGGAGGCAGGGGCAGAUAGGAAAAGCCUCCAACCUCCUCUCCCUUUGCUGUUUACGUCCUCACUAGAACCCAAAGGCAAACGUGUUUCUCUCUGGAAAUCAUGCCUGUAGUCAUCUUUCUAAGGGAGACCGAUGAUCCGUGUCCUCCCUAGAGUGAGCCCUUCAAUAGCCAGGACUUCCUCCCGAGGCUAUUUGUUGAAGUUGCCAAAUGAAGGAGAAAAACUCAUUGAAAGCAGGACUUGCUUGUUUUUCCUUUAACACAAACAUGGCGCCCACUGCUCCCCAUAAUAAGCCUGUGGCUUAUGCCCACCCGAGCGAUGGCAUCCAGGGCUGUCUGUUGCCCUGCCGGGGAAAGGCAGAUGGCACCCACACCCGGAGGCCUAUGCAGGUUUGCUAUGGAACUGCCCUUACUGAUUCAUCCUUAGACAAAACAGUAACUUCCAAAGAACAUCAGGACCAUCAGCCUUGUUCAUCGAUAGUAAAAUAUUCCAGGGGCUUCUCAGUUGAGGUCGUGCCAAGUGAGGGCCAGUGUGGCUGCAGCAGGGGACAGAGAGAGGCAGAGCAGGUGGCAGGAGUGGGGGAUGUGGAGAGGAAAGCCCGUGGUAGUUGCUCGCUGAUGAAAUCAACCUGGUGAACCCUGUGUCUGCUCCCUCUGCCAAAGCUUCUAGGUCCAACGGACCCCGCCCCGCCCCGGGAAUAGCUGCACAAAAAGAAGAAUGAGACUCUUCCAGAACCGUUCACACACACACGUGCACACACAUGUAUAUAGUUCUGUCUGUAUCUCAUCAGCCAGCUCUCCAGGAGGACCAAAAUGCUUCCGUCAAGAAUGGAAGACUUCACUGGUUUUUCUUCACAGUGAAAGUGAGAACUGAAGUAGCUUUUCUAUGGAGUUAAAAUGGAAUCUUUUUGCGUAAGAGUCUUUGUUGUAUUUUAUAUUUCUUAUGACAGAGAUUUCCAGUGGAUGGCUUACCAUUUGUAACGGAUGAUGUGUUGACCAUGGCUUAUUUUUUUUUUUGCCAGACUAGAGAAAAUGUUCAUAUACUUUUGAUGUAAAUGUGUUUAUAUUUAUUGGAAAUGAAACAAAUGCCGAGGGAGCGUCCUUUGUUCGUUCUCCCUUUUCAUUGCUGUGUGUCUUACUUGGAAAAACAAAAAAGCGGAAAAACACACAGGGCCCUCCCUGGGCCGGCCAGCAGCCCUGGGCCAGCCAGCAGCCCUGGGCCACGCCCAGCAUUUCCACUGCUAAGGUCUCAGCGGAUCCUCAUCAUCUCCCACAUGGAUUGGAGAGGGCACAGCACCCAUCGCUCAGUCCCGGUCUGUGGCCAACCUAGAGCUUAGAAGACAUUGGAGUCCUUCUGCUCUUCUGCCAGAUGAACCUGAAGUGCGUUGUGGAUCAUAUGCGCAGACGUGGCCAAAAGAAAAGUCCAGAAAUGAUCCCAAAUGCACUGAAAUCCCACGUGGUCCCAGUAAACUCCUGGGAAACUGCAUCAGUGGGUGGACACUUGUGCCAAGAGAAGAAAUAACAAUCACCAGCUCGCACUAUUCCCACUGGGGGAAGAAAGUGUUGUGUGAGGGGAGUACCAACCAUCUGAUAACUGGGUCCCUUUCACCCUGGAAAUUGCAGUUUCAUCGUGUCUGUGAGAUAUUUUUACAACAGAGUUCUACCGUAUCUGGAUCAAAUACAGAUUCUGUAUUCUGUUUCUCAUCUAACUGCAAGAGACUUAGUCUCGCUCUUUUAAUACCCGGAUUGAGUGAGAAGCUCACGUUGGGUUCUUCACGGAGGACAGCUUGUCCAGAGGACUUCCAGCAUUGUGUUUGCAUCCCCCUUUUCCCUCUGUCCUUUUUGUUUGUUUAGAGAAGAUGAAUUCUUUUGCAGCAGGUAAAUUGCUCAUGAGUAAUAAUGACCUCAUCGUUACCAAAACCCUGAGCAUGAGAGAGAGCCAAUGCUGAGAAGCACGAUACACUGCGGUGUCUUUUUCUAGAAGUGAAUGGAAAUCUUGCUCCGUUGGCGUAGAAAGCAGGCAAAGAGACGGCCGCUUCAGUGGUGGCGCAGCGGUGUCAGGGCCCCCGCGGAGCCUCACAGAGGGCAGGAGCGCCGCAGCAGGAUGCAGGCCUGGGCCUCAUCUCCGCGGAGCUGCUUUUGACUCCCUCCACCCCUUCCUCACAGAAGGAAGGCGGACAAAGGAGCAACACGAAGUCAUGCUUACUCUGAACGGUUCAUUGAAUCCCUCUCUCCUCUUGCUCCCUCCCCCCUGCCCCCUGCCCCUGGCCAAUUCUUUUCCUUUGAGAAAUGACUUUAAAAACUCUGAGUUCUGUAUCUCUCAAGUACAUCUCUUAGAGAUAACAUUAGAUUUGCAACAUAGCUUUCUAAGAAAAAAAACAGAAAACAUUGUGCUUUUCAUUGAGUCUUAGCCGGUUAGUGCUUUUUACCUACAUGUGUUCUUUUUCGACUCGAUUUUAACCACAGCCACAGGGAUCACAUUUCAUUGCACUUCACCUGUUCGCCAGCGUCUGCCUGUCCGUGGUAAAUACAUUACUGUCUCCACAUUGCCUAAAAUCUGCUACGAUUCUACAGUAAAUAGCUCAGGGGAUUUCUAUGUAUCACUACUAAAAGGGCACCGUAGUAUGUUUUGGUACUUUAGGCAGUACACAGCUGCUUGAUUUAUUAUUUUGUUAUUAAAUUAGAGCAAGAAUAGCACACAGACUCGCUGCACUAGUUAUGCUUUGUACUGUUGAGCAACUCGGUUUGCUUGUCUGUUGUGUUGGUUGAAGAACUCAUCCCCUUUUUUCCCCUUUUGUCUUGUACUAUGAAGGUAGAGUGCCUUUUUAUAUCUGUAUAUUCUGAAAAUGUUCUGUGAAAUGUUUUGUAUUUUUUUCACUUGAGUGUUAUCAGAGCAAUAUAAUACAAGUGAGUUUUCAUUUCAGCCUUUCCUUGAAUGUAUAAAGUGUCUUUUUUUUUCCCUAGUUCCCCUUUUCCCUGCUUUGAAAUGGAAAUGGAUAAGCCGAAGUGUUCUCUAGGAGUUCUGUUUGAUUUUGCAGUGCUAAAAUGCUUUCUUCUUCCCAAACCGUAAACCAGAGGUCAGUGUUACAGGGGGAAAGCGUUUCAGGAUAGUGACAAUCUGAGUGUGUGUACACAAUGUAAUUCUCCGCGUUCCUUAUGCAGUGUUCUAAAAGCUCAAUGCAAGUGUAUUUGGGUUGGUAGUGUGUCUACGUGUCUUAUGCUUUAGCAUGUGCAAUAUAUCUUUGCGAAGCACGAUGAUACAAAUCUGGUGCCAGUGUUCUAUUUUGCCUAAUAUAUUUGUAACAGCAUCAAAUAUUGUUUGAUGAUAUCAGUGGGAUUUUGUCUGUAAUGUUUUCUUAUGUAAAUUGAGGUUGAAUGACUCUGGUAAAUGCCAUGACUGUAAAAAUGAGGAAAAUGACUGAGUUCAGUGAAUGACUUUGAACCAAUCUGAAUCUUCUCAAGCACAGUUUAAUACUUUUUCAACUACUGAAUGCUAAUAAUGUAAUGACGUACUUAACUGUAAUAUACUAUGGACAUGCAUUCAGAUGGUUAUUUUUACAAAUAAAGACGGUACAAAUAUUGUUGCAA